Messenger RNA from Calypte anna (Anna's hummingbird), 2148 nucleotides. RefSeq names its product chromosome 1 C12orf40 homolog (gene REDIC1). The record is from RefSeq and is a predicted model, not a curated record. Bases 1 to 2148 code for a protein of 715 amino acids. Lineage: Eukaryota; Metazoa; Chordata; Aves; Apodiformes; Trochilidae. The transcript has 13 exons.
AUGAAUUGGGUUGGUGGCAGUCGGAGCAGAAUCAUACUAAAGCAGGAAAGGAGAAAGCAGAAGGAAUACUUUGAAAAGAAGAAACUUAAAUCAAAAAUGAAGCUUCUUGGAGUAUCAUCUCCUAAAAGUUCAGCAGUCAGUUUAGAUCUCCUCAAUCUGUAUGUUGUUAACCAGAUAUCAGUCAAAAAGGACAACACUGAGAAUACAAGGAAGCCAGUCCACAUUGAUAUCACUGAGAAUGUAAAAAUACCUGGUAAGAGGCACAACAUUGAGCUCCCCGUGUCACCACCACGUACGCAGCACUUGUCAAAUUUAGAUGACAUCCAGAACAGGUUACAACAGCAAGUAUUGGACAGCAGAAGGCAGCAUCUCUCAGAGAAAGUAAAAAGCCAUAAGUUACCUCAAGUAACAGAAUUAAGGUAUGCUGACUCUAGUAUGGAACAUGAAGACAACAUAGCAAGAGGUUUUAGUGCAUGUCCAAUGUCCUCUUCGGGUUUUUGGUCCCCUAACUGCUCACAAUUUUCUGAAGAAAAUUACAACACAAACCUCAUGGGUAGCACUUGGGAACAGACCUAUGAAGAGAAGCUGCAAAACCAGACAGGAAAUAAUUUUGCUCAAGACCCUUGGAUUACAAAACCUCCAAGCCACUGUAUUUUCAGGAAGUCUGAUACAGUGCCUCAGGAUCUGUUUAAUCCAUUCCCCAGGCUGGACUAUAUGAAUUCUGCCAGGAAAAAUCCAGUGAUAAUGACCACUAAUGAAUCAGAAAACAGUGAAGGAAUAAAAGAACUGUUGUUUGAUGUUGUGAAAGAAACUGCAGAACUGAAAGCUCCCCAGAAUGGAAGUGACUGUUCCUUUCUGGCACUGUUUGAAGAUACGAGCAAACCAAUCCAGAAUAUUCCUUCCAUGCAGCAUUUUAAUCCUUUUGUUAACCAGAGUAGUGGUGCCAUUUUUACCAUUGAUACUAAUGAUGGAAAUCAAAUGACCAACAGAAAUUAUCAUUAUAAUACCAGAGAGGCUUAUUGUGCAAUCAGUGCAACAAACAAUUCUGUAGACAGACACCUUGAAGGUGUUUUCACAGCUCCAGAACAGCUUUUGUUUAAAAGUAAUGAUGUCUCAAGUGCAAACUAUGAGCAAACCAGUGGACAUCAUAAAACUCACCUGCAGGACUGUUACAAGGGACAGCACUACUUUAUACCCUCUGAAAACAAAGAAAAACCUGCCAACCUUGAAAAAAUUGAGGCAUUUGCUUAUCACCAUGACCAUCAGAUUAAUUUAAAGGAGAAUGUACAGAACCACUUCAGAAAAAAUAGUAAGGAUGAAUCUGUGAAUGAAUCAGCCUGGAGACAGAGACAGCUUUUUGGAUAUGAACAGUUCACAGCAGCACAAGAGAAAGAUUAUAAGCCUGCAGUGAGUUCAAAUCUUCACAAGACAGAGAAGGAUGUGGACUCAUCACUCAGCAGUCAGUCUCCCAGUUACUCUCCAAGGCAGACAGAGAGCUGUUUCAGCUCUAGUCCUGACACAUCUGAAGAAGAAGAGACAGCCAAAAAGAAGGAAUAUCAAAAUGAACAGUCCUUGAAGAUAACUGAUGACAACCUAGUCUCAGCCUCAGCAAGGACAGAGCCCAUCAAAAUCCCUCACACCAGAACCUUGCCUCUCCAGCCCUGCAAUAUUUUGACUGGAGAAGAAGCAACCCAUACUGAGGAGAAAGGCUCUAUUUUAUGUGCCACUGAAGAAGAAAAUGAAAAGCAAAGUGCCCCAACUGAGGGCAACUCGUCACACCAAGCCCUUAUAAGAGGGCGCAUCACUGGCAGUACCAGGUGUGAUGGUUGGUCGCAGACGGAGAGCUCUGUUUUAGAAGUAGAAAAGGUGGAUGUUGCCACCCAGUGUGAGAGUCUUCAGCUCUGCAGCUGUGGGAGCUCCCUCCCCUCUGCCCGCAGCCCGGGUCGGGUCCCUCCUCCCGGCACCUCGGGCACCGCUGGAGGGCAGGAAAUGGCAGCGGCUGAGGAUCAGCAGCCGGCAGGCACGGGCAGCGCAGCGGGACCAGCUGUGCUUCCUCCUGAAGCUGAGUAUCUGAGUUUGGCUGGCAGGACUCUCCAGGUGCUGAGCUACAUUGAUAAAAUGAAGGAGAGACAAGCAGUGACCAAGUAG